Molecule: messenger RNA, 3264 nt
Organism: Cryphonectria parasitica EP155
Lineage: Eukaryota; Fungi; Ascomycota; Sordariomycetes; Diaporthales; Cryphonectriaceae
Exons: 5
Coding region: 29-3154 (1041 amino acids)
Source: RefSeq, a predicted model, not a curated record
UCGUCUCUCAUGCUGCAUUGUGCUCCACAUGGUAGCAGCUAUGCGACACACUCUUCUGCCUGAGGUCUUGCUGUUGGCAGCCCGUGUGGUUCACACGCAGACAACUGGUACGAACGACCUGGUCGAUUCGGAUAUUGAGUACGGAACUUUUCAGAAUCCUUCUUCAAACGUACGACCAAGAUUUCGAUACUGGGCCAAUGACGCGUCUCACAAUCUAAGCCGUGUAAGCGAGGAUGUGAGAUCGCUGGCCCGAGCCGGCGCCGGGGGUUUGGAACUGUUAGGAUAUUAUCUCUAUGGCGACAAUGGGGUGUACGGUGGAGGCAGUGACGCUCCGCUGCAGUCAGACUGGACAAUCUAUGGGUUUGGAAGCUCUGCUUGGAAAAACCUACUGGAUACUGUCCUGGGGACCGCCAAGGACGAAGAAAUACUGGUCGACCUGGCUAUAGGACCGAACCAGGGCGCAGGCGUUCCGGCCCCGUACGGACAUGACGGGGUUUUGUGGGAUUUUGCUUCAUUCAAUGUGACUGUGCCAGCGGGUACAACCUUUUCGGACUUGCUCCCGGGCUGGGGCGGAGCGUAUAACGCAGAGUCUCUCGUUGCCGCCACUACAGGCUUAAUUGUCGACUCCAACGGGACCGAGGCGACCUUGAGUGCCAGCUCACUGGCUGAUGUCACCUCGCAAGUCAACAGCAGCGGGCAUCUGAACCUCGUCUUCAACGCCUCCAGCAGCAGCAGCGGGUCCGAGUUCGUCUUGUUUGCCUUCUAUCUCAAGCCUGCCGACUAUUGGGAGGUCAAGGCCUCCGACUUGGUGGAAGCAGCAGUGCCGCAGUCCCCCAUCAAGGACUACAAGCAGAACGGCUCACGGGCGGUCGACCACUUCUCGGCGGCUGGUGCCCAACUCGUCAUUGAUUUCUGGAAUGAGACGUUGCUGUCGGGUGAUACCACGACAAGCAUACUUGAGGUGGGCAACUAUUUGUGGGAGGACAGCCAGGAGUACGGGUCCAACUCGAGCGUCUACUGGACACCUCAGCUGCCGGAUGCCUUUCAGAAGAGCCGGGGCUAUGCCAUCCACAAAUACAUACCUCUGAUCGUGAGCGCGGGUCUCGCUGACACUGGGGUCGCUGCAUUUCCAAUCACGUAUGUGACAGACGAGACAGACGCGGGCCAGAGUCAUAUUCAAGACUACCAACAGACACUUACCGAGUUGAAUGCAAUAUACCUCAAAACAUUGACCGACUGGAGCCACAGCUUGGGUGUCCAGUUCUCGAGCCAGGUCGUCUACAACCUCCCAAUGGAUAUGCUUGCCAACAUCCCCUAUGUGGACGCACCAGAGUGUGAGACUCUAGGUUUCUUGCACAACAUAGACGGGUAUAGGCAGUUCUCUGGUCCUGCCAACCUCGCCGGCAAACGUAUCAUCUCAAGCGAGGCCGGAGCCGUCAUGUACUUGGCCUACCAGCAGACCAUUCCGGAGCUCCUGUGGGAUCUCAAACGGUCCGUCGUCGGCGGUGUCAAUCAGUUCGUCAUCCAUGCAUACCCCUUCUCUGGAGACUACGGAAACACCACCUGGCCUGCCUUCACGGCCUUCACGUACCUCUUUUCGGAGAUGCACGGUCCAAAACAGCCGGCUUGGGACUUUUACAGCGAGUGGCUGGACUGGACGGCGCGUACUCAAUACGUUGCUCAGACCGGAGUGCCCAAGGUUGACCUAGUAUUCUGGUCCAAAUUGACGUCGUAUGGGACCAUCGAGACCCAGUAUGCUCCUACAGAUCUACAGGACGCAGCAGGUUAUACCUAUGAGUACCUGAGCCCGGACAACUUUAAACUCCCAGAAGCCUAUGUUGAGGACGGUAUCUUCGCACCAGAGCGGCAGGCGUUCAAAGCCAUGAUUGUCCGUGCCAACGCGUCGUUGACUCUAUCGGGCGUCGAGUACCUGGCCUCUUACGCCAAACAAGGCCUCCCUAUCAUCUUUUCCGGGGGGCUACCAUCGAACGUGUCCGGAUAUCACCAAGACGGCGGUGCAAACGUCACUUCUAUGAUUAGUGACUUGACGCAGCUUGACAAUGUGCAUGUCGUUCCGUAUGACGGCCUGUCUUCCUCGCUCUCGUCUCUGGAAAUACUCCCUAGAACCGCGACCAGCUCGAAUGGGUCGUGGUACACGUACUGGCGAGAGGACAACACGACCUCUACGCAGUAUGUCUUUGUCUACAAUGAUGCCACCGGGGUUGCACCAAACGGGGCGAUCACGACGGGAAGCAUUUCUUUCGAGGCAACCGGCAAGCCCUUUGUCUAUGACGCUUGGACUGGCGAUGUCACUGCCUUGUCCUCGUACCAACAGACAGAAACACACACAACCAUCCAGCUACAACUGACUGGUAACCAGUCUGUAAUCAUCGGCUUUGAGGAGGAAGAAAUAGAAGGAGGCUUGCACAUCACGAGUAGCAACCUUGCAUCAGUCGUCGUUGGCCCUCCCGCUCUGGCCAGCAACUCGUCGUCGCUUGCUGUCCUAUCAACGUACAACCCGGCCCCCCAGGAGAUUAUUCUCUCCGAUAAUUCAUCGAGAACCGUCCAGCCAAUGUUGUCUCAAGCUUUUCAGCUUGGAAAUUGGACCCUCACGAUCGAGUCAUGGGGACCCCCAAACGACAUAUUUGACAUUGAAGGAGGAGCGUCCAAGGUGAACACCAGCUACUACACCCUAGACAACCUAGUGCCGUGGUCCCAGAUGUCAGACGCGCUGGCCAACGUCUCGGGGCGCGGAUACUACCAGACCACCUUCAGCUGGCCGCCAGAUUCCUCGGGUAGCGACGACGGCAGCAGCAGCAGCAGCAGCAGCAGCAACGCGACCAUCUCUGGUGCGUUUGUCGACCUGGGCGCUACCGUGCAUACGGCCCGCGUGCGCAUCAACGGGCAGGCCCUGCCGCCGCUCGAUCCGACGUGGGCGAGGGCGGAUGUCGGAGAGUAUCUGGUCGAGGGAGAGAACGCGGUUGAUAUCAUCGUGAGCACGCCGCUGGGCAAUGCGCUGCGGAGCUUUUGGGGCGAUCUGAUGACGAGUGGGAGACAUGCUGUAGAGGUAGUGGCGGAUCCGCCGAGUGUGGCAGAGUAUGGACUUGUGCAGGAUGUACAGAUUAUACCAUACCGAAGGGACAGUCUUGCUUGAUCGGCAAGAAAUAACGAGUCUGGGAGUUUGAUUGUGUACAUAAGACUACAUCAAUCUGUGGAGGAUAGUACAGAAUUACUCGAGAUGGCACGUCUGUAAUAAUGAAGAAG